This is a messenger RNA of Symbiodinium sp. CCMP2456, 2238 nucleotides long. NCBI's taxonomy places the organism in Eukaryota, Dinophyceae, Suessiales, Symbiodiniaceae. The record is from the annotation of a GenBank genome assembly.
AUGGUUCCAGCCAUGAUUCCAGCCAGGAUUCCAGCCAUGAUUCCGGCCAUGAUUCCGGGCAUGACUCCGGCCAUGGACACGGACGUCGACUGCACCGUGUGCACCACGGACGUCGGGGUCCUGAAGCAGCCGCUGAUCCUGGGAUAUCUGCUGGGUGGUGUGCUUGUGGGCCCCAACCUUGGCCUGGACUUGGUUCACAGUCAUGACAACGUGGCCGAGAUCGCCAACCUUGGCUUGGUGUUCCUCCUGUUCAUGAUCGGUUUGGAGUUGGAUGUCAAGGAGAUUCUGCGAAUGGGUCGUGUGGUGCUGCUCACCGGCUUCUUCCAGUUUCCGGUCUGCUUUGGUGCCCAAUACCUGAUCUUCUCGGGACUCGGACUUAUCGGUUUGAGCUUCGGUACUGGCGAGUAUGCAAACAUGUACGUGGCGCUGGUUUGUGCGAUUUCAUCCACGAUGAUUGUGGUGAAAUGCCUCUCAGAAAAAGGCGAGACAGACAGGCCCAACGGUCGACUCACCGUGGGCAUUCUUAUCUUCCAGGACAUUUGGGCCAUGGUCUUCCUGGCGAUUCAGCCGAACUUGGCCAAGCCUGAUCUCCUGACGCUAUGCAAGCAGUUCGGAAUGAUUGCUGCGCUGAUCGUUCUCGCGCUCACCUACGCGAAGUUUGUGAUGCCGGCCAUCUUGUUCUUCGCCUCCAGGAGUGUGGAGCUCAUGCUUGUCCUGUCCUUGUCGUGGUGCUUUUUCAUGGGAGUCACUGCGAAUCUGCCGUGGGUGGGUGUCGGCAUGGAGCUUGCAGCUCUCAUCGCAGGAGUGGCCCUCGCCACCUUCCCUUACAGUGCAGAGUUUAACGGGAAGAUCAAGUACAUCCGUGACUUCUUCAUUACUCUGUUCUUCGCUUCCUUGGGAAUGCAGAUCCCGAUGCCGUCCGUGCUGCCCAUCGUCACCGCCAUCCUGAUUGCCUUCCUCGUGAUGUUGCUCCGGUGGGUGGGCAUCUUCACCUUGGUCUACAUGCUUGGGGGCACCGCCCGGCUCGGAAUCCUCGCAACCCUGAACCUUUCGCAGAUCUCAGAGUUUGCCCUGGUCAUUUGCUCCCUGGGUAUUAACAAAGGACAUAUCGAUGUCUCAACGCUGGAGAUCAUCAUCUGGGUGUUCAUGAUCUUGUCUGUCCUUUCCUCCAACAUCAUCAACUACAACCACGAAAUUUUCAGGAUCAUGGCAUGGUUGUCGCGGAAGGUAAGCAAGAAGGGCAUUGAGGAUGCCAAUGAGGAGCAGACGCAUGAGGACGAGCGUGACAUCCUUCUUCUUGGCUUCCACCGCAUUGCCUCCAUGUUGGUGGCAGAGUUUGAACACCACAACCCCCAGCUUCUCAAGAAGCUGCAGGUGGUGGAGUUCAACCAGGCCAUCAAGGAGCCGCUGCUGAGACGAGGAGUUAAGUUUACCUAUGGUGACUUCUCAAGCGCUGAUGUCCUGGAGCACUGCUUCCAUGGAGAGCCAAAGAUCAUCAUCUCUACGACACCGGACACGAUGCUUCAGGGCACCACCAACAUGCGCAUCCUCCAGGUGGUGCAGGGGGUCUGGCCGAAAGCACAUGUCAUUGUGACGGCAGACAAUCCUACACAGGCGAGGGAGCUCUACGAAUGCGGCGCUCAUUACGUGCUGCGCUCGGCCAAGCUUUGUGCGGAGCGUCUCUUCGAGCUCCUCAACAAAUACGAAACGGACGCUGGGAUGUCCGAUCUCAAGCGUCGCUUCGACAAGUACAAGAAACGGGUGGUUCAGAAGAGUGAUGUUUGUCUCAGCACAGAAUGUGAGCAGCUUCACAGCAUCCGCCAGCAGGAGAGAGAUGGGCGCACGCUGCUGAAGCUGGCAUUGAACGUGGCCACACCCGCCUUGCUGCUGCACACCUUCGUGGAAGCACCAGGGGGCACAGCCGCUCCAUCCCUCGCUCUGGCGGCCUGGUUGCUGAGCUUUGGCUUGGCUGCCCUGGGCGGCUGGUGGGGCUUUCGAAGGAAGGAGUCGUGCCAUGAACGCGCACUACUCACUGGCAUGAUGACUGGGCUGAACUUGGGAAUGUUCUCCUAUCCCAUCAUCCACGGAAUAUUCGGAGUGGAAGGGCUCUGCAUUGUGGCCUGCCUGGAUAUUCCGAACAUGAUCGUGAACUUCGCAUACAAUCGUGCGGUCUUUGACGGCUUCGCCCAAGAGAGGCCAUCAGGCUGGAUCCAAAUGGCUUGCAAUCCGAGUAACUAA